This is a messenger RNA of Mitosporidium daphniae, 1476 nucleotides long. RefSeq lists its product as uncharacterized. Gene Ontology annotation, molecular function: pyridoxal phosphate binding; serine C-palmitoyltransferase activity. Lineage: Eukaryota; Fungi; Microsporidia. The record is from RefSeq and is a predicted model, not a curated record. Gene Ontology annotation, cellular component: serine palmitoyltransferase complex. Bases 1 to 1476 code for a protein of 491 amino acids. Gene Ontology annotation, biological process: sphingosine biosynthetic process; ceramide biosynthetic process. The transcript has 5 exons.
AUGCCAGCACCCACAGACGAUUCAAAGCACACGGAUUUUUCUGAACGCGUGUCUGUACGCUUGCUUAUAUCGACAUAUCUUAUUUAUUUCAUACUGACGCUUGUUGCCCAUGUUAGGGAUCUUAUUGCCAAGCUUGUUUAUCCAAACGACUUUUCGCAUUUGAGAGUCAGCAAUGGGAUAGCGCCGCUUACAAGCGACUUUGAAUCCAUUUACAUACGAAGAAUCUACCAUCGCAUUAGAGACUGCUGGAACAGACCAAUCACAGGCGUUCCAAGCUCGAUGAUCAACAUCCUGAUUCGAAAAUCAAAGGAUUACAAUGAUACUUUUGAGUACACCGGAGAGAGCCGCUCAUGUAUCAAUUUGGCAUCCUACAACUACCUCGGGUUUUCGCAGCCUGAAGGGCCGUGCCAAUCGGCAGCGCUUAGUUCGCUGUCAAAAUACGGCGUUUCCAUAGGCGCCCCGAUUCUUGAUUUGGGAAAAUCUCCGCUUCUGCAAGAAUUGGAAGAAUCGGUCGCUAAAUUUCUUAGCGUUGAAGCGGCAAUGGUCUGCGCCAUGGGAUUUGCCACAAACUCCACAUCCUUGCCUGUGCUCGCCGAAGGGCCAGGAACGAUCAUCAUUUCGGAUGAACUCAAUCAUUCCUCUUUAAUAUUUGGGGCCCGCUUAUCUGGAUCUCUUAUCCGCGUCUUCCGCCAUAACGAUACCGCUGAUUUGGAGCGACUGUUGAGGGACGUCAUAGUUAAGGGACAGCCAAAGACAAGACGCCCGUGGAACAAAAUCAUCGUUGUCAUUGAGGGACUAUAUUCAAUGGAGGGGCAUUUUGCACCUCUCCCUGCAAUUGUGCAAUUGAAGGAAAAGUACAAAUUUUACUUGUUCCUGGACGAGGCCCAUUCGAUUGGCGCAGUCGGUCCGCAUGGAAGGGGAAUUUGUGACUGGUUCGGCGUUGACACCAAAAAAAUAGACAUUUUAAUGGGGACCUUUACCAAGAGCUUUGGAGCUUCCGGUGGCUACAUAGCUGGAAAAAAAGAGCUGGUUGACUAUCUCCGAGCAUUUGGACAUUCAUAUGCAUAUUGCGAACCGCUUGCACCUCCGGUUUGCCAGCAUAUUUUAAAGGCCCUUGCUUUGGUGGAUGGAAAAGAAGGCAAAGACCGCAUUUAUUCGCUUUUCAAAAAUUCAAAGUAUUUUAGGGAUGCGCUGAUAGCAUCUGGACUGGUUGUCGGAGGUGCAAUUGGUUCCCCUGUCGUCCCGAUGUUGAUAUUCCAGCCAACAACGAUGGCAGCAUUUUCGCGCCGUCUGCUCGAUAAAGGAGUUGCUGUGGUUGUGGUGGGAUAUCCGGCAACGCCAAUCAACCAGUGUCGAGCCAGAUUUUGUAUGACAAGCCAUCACUCCAAAGAGGAUCUCGACUUUGCACUUGAUGCCAUUCUUGACGUAGCCGAUGAAUUGGCAAUUGCGCGCAGCUCCUUUUCGCCUGCUACGUGA